AUGGGUGUGGAAGAAAUGGUCGCAAUAUUCCUGCACAUAUUGGCCCAUGAUGUUAAGAAUAGGAUUAUAAAAAGACAAUUCAUGAGGUCCGGUGAAACCAUCAGUAGGCAGUUCUCAAAUGUUUUACUCGUUGUGUUACGAUGUCAUACUGUUUUGUUGAAAAGGCCUGAGCCGGUUGCGGAAACAUCGACUGAUAAAAGAUGGAAGUGGUUCAAGAAUUGUCUGGGCGCUCUUGAUGGGACACACAUAAAGAUAAAUCCCUUGCAAGCUGACAAGCCAAGAUACCGUACUAAGAAGGGUGACAUAGCAACAAAUGUGUUAGGGGUUUGUUCUCAGGACGGUCAGUUCAUUUUUGUAAUGCCUGGAUGGGAGGGGUCAGCCGCAGAUUCAAGGGUGUUAAGAGAUGCAAUUUCGUGGCCGCUCAGUUUAAGGGUGCCAAAAGGUUAUUAUUACUUGUGUGAUGCUGGAUACAUGAACGGUGAAGGGUUCCUGACACCAUAUAAAGGACAACGAUAUCAUCUCACUGAAUGGAGGCACGAGCCUCAACCAAGGACACCACAAGAAUUUUUUAAUAUGAAGCACUCAUCUGCAAGGAAUGUCAUAGAGCGAUGUUUUGGGAUGCUGAAGGGGCGUCGGGCAAUUGUAAGAUCAAAGUCAUUUUAUCCGGUUAAGACGCAAUGCAGGAUUAUAACAGCUUGUUGCCUGCUUCAUAACCACAUAAGAAGAGAAAUGACAAUGGACCCUUUACAAGCUGAUGACGUGAACAUGCAGCAAGGUGAAGAUGACAUCAUUGAUGGCAAUAAAAUGAUUACUCACGUUGAGUCUUCGAAUGCAUGGACACUUUGGAGGGAUGAACUAGCGCAAAAUAUGUUUAACACUUGGAGGAGUCGUGCUUGA
Molecule: messenger RNA, 897 nt
Organism: Gastrolobium bilobum
Lineage: Eukaryota; Viridiplantae; Streptophyta; Magnoliopsida; Fabales; Fabaceae
Product: protein ALP1-like
Exons: 3
Coding region: 1-897 (298 amino acids)
Source: RefSeq, a predicted model, not a curated record